Orycteropus afer afer is the source of this 1537-nucleotide messenger RNA. RefSeq names its product acidic mammalian chitinase. Gene Ontology annotation, cellular component: extracellular region. Gene Ontology annotation, molecular function: chitin binding; chitinase activity. Gene Ontology annotation, biological process: carbohydrate metabolic process; chitin catabolic process. The record is from RefSeq and is a predicted model, not a curated record. Lineage: Eukaryota; Metazoa; Chordata; Mammalia; Tubulidentata; Orycteropodidae.
AUGGCAAAGCUUAUUCUCCUCACAGGUCUGGCCCUUCUGCUGAAUGCUCAGCUGGGUUCUGCCUACCAGCUGACAUGCUACUUCACCAACUGGGCCCAGUACCGGCCAGGCCUGGGGCGCUUUAAGCCUGACAACAUCGACCCCUGCCUCUGUACUCACCUCAUCUAUGCCUUUGCUGGGAUGAGCAACAACGAGAUCGCCACCAUCGAGUGGGAUGAUGUGACUUUCUACCAAGCUUUCAAUGGCCUGAAAAACAAGAAUAGCCAGCUGAAAACUCUCCUGGCCAUUGGAGGCUGGAACUUUGGAACUGCCCCAUUCACUGCCAUGGUUUCCACUCCUGAGAACCGCCAGACUUUCAUUACCUCAGUCAUCAAAUUCCUGCGUCAGUAUGAGUUUGAUGGGCUGGACUUUGACUGGGAGUACCCUGGCUCUCGUGGAAGCACCCCUCAGGACAAGCACCUCUUUACCGUCCUGGUGCAGGAAAUGCGUGAAGCUUUUGAGCAGGAAGCCAAGCAGGUUAACAAGCCCAGGCUGAUGGUCACCGCAGCAGUAGCUGCUGGCAUCUCCAACAUCCAGUCUGGCUAUGAGAUCCCCCAGCUGUCCCAGUACCUGGACUACAUCCAUGUCAUGACCUAUGACCUCCAUGGCUCCUGGGAGGGCUACACUGGAGAGAACAGCCCCCUCUACAAGUACCCCACUGACACUGGCAGCAACGCCUACCUCAAUGUGGAAUAUGCCAUGAACUACUGGAAGGACAAUGGGGCCCCAGCUGAGAAGCUCAUCGUUGGAUUCCCAGCCUAUGGACACACCUUCAUUCUGAGCAACCCCUCAAACACUGGCAUUGGUGCUCCCACCUCUGGUGCUGGUCCAGCUGGGCCAUAUACCAAGCAGGCUGGAUUCUGGGCCUACUAUGAGAUCUGCACUUUCCUGAAAAACGGAGCCACUCAGGCAUGGGAUGCCCCUCAGGAUGUGCCCUAUGCCUAUAAGGGCAACGAGUGGGUUGGUUACGACAAUGUCAAGAGCUUCAAUAUCAAGGCUCAAUGGCUCAAGCAGAACAACUUUGGAGGUGCCAUGGUCUGGGCCAUUGACCUGGAUGACUUCACUGGUACUUUCUGCAACCAGGGCAAGUUCCCCCUGAUCUCCACCCUGAAGAAUGCCCUUGGCCUUCAGAGUGCAAGUUGUACCGCCCCAGCUCAGCCCAUUGCUCCAAUAACACCUCCCAGCAGUGGGAGUGGGAGUGGGAGUGGAAGUGGGAGUGGAAGCAGUAGUUCUGGGGGCAGUGGAUUCUGUGCUGGCAAAGCCAAUGGACUGUACCCUGUGGCUAAUAACAGAAAUGCCUUCUGGCACUGCCUGAAUGGGAACACAUACCAGCAACACUGCCAGGCCGGGCUUGUCUUUGACACAAGCUGUGAUUGCUGCAACUGGGCAUAAACCUGACCUGUGCCUCCAUUCCCCAUGGUUCUCAAAGGUCUCCUUUGCUUCGACCAUCUUAAUCCUACCUAAAAUUCUGCAAUAAAAUUCAACAGUGAAAACAUGA